UGCUAGGUCAUUCUUCAGAGCCACUGGGAGCAGCUGCAGCAGACAAUGAGAUGGCAAGACGAAGGUUUAAGAAGUUCAGCACCCUGGAGCUUGUGCUCAUUGUUCUGCUGCUUAUACUGUUCAUCAUCGCGGUGGUUCUAAUUGUGCUCUUAGCCAACUCCACGGAACCAAAUGCUGUGGACGCUGAAACAACUGGCACUCCAGACACGACACUCACCAGGACCACUCUUAACUUUCCCGAAUGCCCAGUGCUAAGUGAGGCGCAACGGAUAAAUUGCAUCCCUGACCAGUCAUCUAAUAAGGAUACAUGUGACCAGCGUGGCUGCUGCUGGGAUCCUCAGGGAUCCAUCAGUGUUCCUUGCUACUUUUCCAGAAAUCAUGGCUACAAAAUGGAGAGUGACCUUGCAAAUACAACUGCAGGAUUCACAGCUGCACUGAAAAACUUAGCUUCUGCUCCUGUGUUUGGAAAUGGCAUCGAAAACAUCCUGCUUACAGCAGAGUACCAGACAUCGAACCGCUUCCAUUUUAAGUUGACUGACCAAACCAAGGAGAGGUAUGAGGUGCCCCACGAGCAUGUGAAACCCUUCAGUGGAAAUGCUGCUUCUUCCUUGAACUACAAUGUUGAGGUCUUCAAGGAGCCAUUUAGCAUCAAAGUCACCAGAAAAAGCAAUAACCGUGUGCUGUUUGACUCAAGUAUUGGGCCCCUCCUCUUCUCUGACCAGUUCCUGCAGCUCUCCACCCACCUGCCAAGUGCUAAUGUGUAUGGUCUGGGUGAGCAUGUGCACCAGCAGUACCGGCAUGAUAUGAAUUGGAAGACCUGGCCUAUGUUUGCCAGAGAUACAACCCCGAAUGAGGAAGGGAAUAACUUGUAUGGUGUGCAGACGUUCUUCCUGUGCCUUGAGGAUAAUAGUGGAUUGUCCUUUGGGGUGUUCCUGAUGAACAGCAAUGCCAUGGAGGUUACCCUUCAGCCUACCCCAGCAAUCACAUACCGCAUCACUGGAGGAAUUCUGGACUUCUAUGUGUUUUUGGGGAACACACCUGAGCAAGUUGUUCAAGAAUAUCUAGAGCUCAUUGGACGGCCAACUCUGCCUUCCUACUGGACACUUGGGUUUCAGCUCAGCCGGUAUGAUUAUGGAAGCCUAGAUAAAAUGAAAAUAGUUGUGGAGAGAAACCGUGCAGCACAACUCCCUUACGAUGUUCAGCAUGCUGACAUUGAUUAUAUGGAUCAGAGAAAGGACUUCACUUAUGACCCCGUGAACUUUAAAGGCUUCCCAGAGUUUGUCAAGGAGCUACACAAUAAUGGACAGAAGCUUGUUAUCAUUUUGGAUCCAGCCAUUUCCAACAACUCUCUCUCAAGUAAUCCCUAUGGCCCAUAUGAUAGGGGUUCAACAAUGAAAGUCUGGGUGAAUAGUUCUGAUGGCAAUGCACUCAUUGGAGAGGUCUGGCCUGGAACAACUGUGUUUCCUGAUUACACCAGUCCCAACUGUACUGUUUGGUGGAAAAAAGAAAUUGAGCUUUUUCACAAUGAAGUGGAGUUUGAUGGAAUUUGGAUUGAUAUGAAUGAAGUCUCCAACUUUGUUGAUGGUUCAGUUUCUGGAUGUUCCCAAAACAACUUGAAUUAUCCCCCAUUCACCCCAAAGGUCCUGGAUGGGAACUUGUUCUCUAAGACUCUCUGCAUGGAUGCAGUUCAGCACUGGGGAAAGCAGUAUGAUGUCCACAAUCUGUACGGCUAUUCCAUGGCCAUUGCCACUGAAGAAGCCGUGAAGACCGUGUUCCCAGACAAGAGAAGCUUCAUUCUAACACGUUCUACCUUUGCCGGUUCUGGCAAAUUUGCAGCCCACUGGUUAGGAGAUAACACUGCCACCUGGAAGGACCUUCAGUGGUCCAUCCCAGGCAUGCUUGAGUUCAACCUUUUCGGUAUCCCAAUGGUAGGGGCCGAUAUAUGUGGCUUUGCCAUGAACACAUAUGAGGAGCUGUGCAGGCGCUGGAUGCAGCUGGGGGCAUUUUAUCCAUUUUCCCGGAAUCACAAUGGCCAAGGUUACAAGGACCAGGAUCCUGCUUCUUUCGGAGAAGACUCCUUGCUGUUGAAUUCAUCUAGGCACUACCUUAACAUCCGCUACACGCUGCUGCCUUAUCUCUACACUCUUUUCUACAGAGCACACAGCCGGGGAGACACUGUAGCUAGGCCUCUUCUGCAUGAGUUCUAUGAAGACAGCAAUACUUGGGACAUAGACAGACAAUUUCUGUGGGGACCAGGUCUCCUCAUCACUCCUGUCCUGGAUCAGGGUGCAGAGAAAGUGAAAGCGUAUGUGCCGGAUGCCACCUGGUAUGACUAUGAGACCGGAGAGCAAUUGGCAUGGAGAAAGCAAAGCGUUGAGAUGGAACUUCCUGAAGACAAGAUUGGACUUCACCUUCGAGGGGGCUACAUCUUCCCCACACAGCAGCCAGCCACAACCACAGAAGCCAGUCGGAAGAAUCCUCUUGGUCUUAUCAUUGCCCUGGAUAAGAACAAGGAAGCAAAAGGAGAGCUGUUCUGGGAUGAUGGGCAGACAAAGGACACUGUGGCCAAAAACCUUUACCUUUUCACCGAAUUCUCCGCCACUCAAAACCGUUUGGAUGUAACAAUUUCAAGUCCAAACUACAAGGAUCCCAAUAACUUAGAAUUCCAGGAAAUUAAAAUCUUUGGGACACAGGAAUUCCGCAAUGUUAAAGUGAAACAGAAUGGGGUUCUCCUUCAAAUGUCUCCUCAAGUCAAUUACAAUUCAAACCUGAAGGUUGCUACCAUCACAAAUAUCCAUCUCAAGCUGGGAGAAGCAUAUACAGUCGAGUGGGACAUCUUCACAAGGGAUGAGGAAAAGAUAGAUUGUUAUCCAGAUGAGCAUGGUGUUUCUGAGGCAAACUGCACUGCCCGUGGCUGCAUCUGGGAGGUUUCCAACACUCCUGGGGUCCCUCAUUGCUACUUUGCUAAUGAGCUGUACUCAGUCAGCAAUAUUCAGUAUGACUCCCAUGGGGCCACAGCUGACAUUUCCUUGAAGGUUUCUACUUAUAGCAAUGCCUUCCCCUCUACACCCGUGAAUCAACUGCAACUGAAAGUGACCUACCACAAGGACCAAAUGCUGCAGUUUAAGAUCUAUGAUCCCAACCACAGUCGUUAUGAAGUUCCAGUCCCUCUGAACAUCCCCAGUGCUCCAUCGAGUACCCCUGAAGGCCGUCUGUAUGAUGUCUUCAUCAAGGAGAAUCCAUUUGGGAUUCAAAUUCGCCGAAAGAGUACAGGCACUGUAAUCUGGGACUCUCAGCUCCUUGGCUUCACCUUCAAUGACAUGUUCAUCCGCAUCUCCACCCGUCUGCCCUCCACAUACAUCUAUGGCUUUGGGGAAACUGAGCACACAACCUUCAAGAUAGACAUGAACUGGCAUACAUGGGGCAUGUUUUCCAGGGAUGAGCCCCCAGGGUACAAAAAGAAUUCCUAUGGUGUCCACCCUUACUACAUGGGGCUGGAGGAGGAUGGCAAUGCCCAUGGAGUCCUCUUGAUGAACAGCAAUGCCAUGGAUGUAACCUUCCAGCCCAUGCCUGCCCUGACAUACCGAACCAUAGGGGGCAUUCUGGACUUUUAUGUGUUCUUGGGCCCAACUCCAGAGAUUGUUACUCAACAAUACACAGAGUUGAUUGGUCGGCCUGUGAUGGUACCUUAUUGGUCCCUGGGAUUCCAGCUGUGUCGCUAUGGAUAUGAGAAUGAUACUGAGAUUGCCAACCUGUAUGAUGAGAUGGUGGCUAAGCAGAUCCCCUAUGAUGUGCAGUACUCAGACAUUGACUACAUGGAGAGGCAGCUGGACUUCAAGCUCAGCCCUAAGUUCUCUGGGUUUCCAGACCUGAUCAAUCGCAUGAAGGACAAUGGAAUGCGGGUCAUCCUCAUUCUGGACCCAGCUAUUUCUGGCAAUGAGACAGAGCCCUAUCCUGCCUUCACCAGGGGAGUGGAGAAUGACGUCUUCAUCAGCUAUCCCAAUAAUGGAGGCAUUGUCUGGGGAAAGGUCUGGCCUGAUUACCCUAAUAUCACUGUGGACCCAUCUCUAGACUGGGACAGUCAAGUGCAGCAAUACCGAGCUUAUGUGGCCUUCCCUGACUUUUUCCGUGAUUCAACUGCCCUCUGGUGGAAGAAUGAGAUUAAAGAACUCCACAGCAACUCACAGGAUCCUGCAAAGAGCUUGAAGUUUGAUGGCUUGUGGAUUGACAUGAAUGAACCUUCCAGCUUUGUGAAUGGGGCAGUUCCUUCCGGCUGCACUGACACUACUCUGAACCGUCCUCCCUACAUGCCAUAUUUGGAAGGCCGAGACAGGGGCCUGAGCAGCAAGACCCUGUGCAUGGAGAGCGAGCACAUCCUUCCAGAUGGCUCCCGGUUGCGGCACUAUGAUGUACACAGCCUGUAUGGGUGGUCUCAGACCAGACCCACCUAUGAAGCAAUGCAGGAAGUGACAGGAGAGAGAGGGAUCGUCAUCACCCGCUCCACAUUCCCCUCUUCUGGACGCUGGGGAGGACACUGGCUGGGAGACAACACAGCUGCCUGGGACCAGCUGGGGAAAUCCAUCAUUGGCAUGAUGGAUUUCAGCCUCUUUGGCAUAUCCUAUACUGGGUCAGACAUCUGUGGGUUCUUUCAAGAUGCCGAAUAUGAGAUGUGUGUUCGCUGGAUGCAGCUGGGCGCCUUUUACCCCUUCUCCAGGAACCACAACACCAUCGGGACCAAGAGACAAGACCCUGUAUCCUGGAAUAAAACUUUUGAGGACAUUUCCAGAAGUGUGCUGGAGACCAGAUACACCCUGUUGCCAUAUCUCUACACCUUGAUGUACAAAGCCCACAAGGACGGCAGCACAGUUGUGCGGCCUCUUCUCCAUGAGUUUCUGGCAGACCGGGAGACCUGGAACGUAGACAAACAGUUCCUGCUGGGUCCAGCCUUCCUAGUCAGCCCUGUGUUGGAACGUAAUGCCAGAAAUGUCACUGCAUAUUUCCCUAAAGCCCAGUGGUAUGAUUAUUACACGGGUGCAGAUAUUAAUUCAACAGGAGAGUGGAGGACCUUGCCAGCCCCUCUUGAGCACAUUAAUCUUCAUGUCCGAGGGGGUUACAUCUUGCCAUGGCAACAACCUGCCCUGAACACCAACUUAAGUCGGAAGAAACCUCUUGGUCUCCUCAUUGCUCUGGAUGAGAAUAAAGAAGCAAGAGGAGAGCUGUUCUGGGAUGAUGGGCAGUCAAAGGACACUGUGGCCAAAAACAUUUACCUUUUCAGCGAAUUUUCUGUUACCCAAAACCGUUUGGAUGUGACAAUUUCAAGUCCAAACUACAAGGAUCCCAAUAACUUGGAAUUCCAGGAAAUUAAAAUCUUUGGGACACAGAAAAUCCUUAAUGUUAAAGUGAAACAGAAUGGGGUUCUCCUUCAAAUGUCUCCUCAAGUCAAUUAUAAUUCAAACCUGAAGGUUGCUACCAUCACAAAUAUCCAUCUCGUGCUGGGAGAAGCAUAUACAGUUGAGUGGGACAUCUACUCAAAGGACGUAGAAAGGAUAGAUUGCUAUCCAGAUGAGCAUGGUGUUUCUGAGGCAAACUGCACUGCCCGUGGCUGCAUUUGGGAGGUUUCCAACACUCCUGGGGUCCCUCAUUGCUACUUUGCUAAUGAGCUGUACUCAGUCAGCAAUAUUCAGUAUGACUCCCAUGGGGCCACAGCUGACAUUUCCUUGAAGGCUUCACCUUAUAGCAAUGCCUUCCCCUCUACACCCGUGAAUCAACUGCAACUGAAAGUCACCUACCACAAGGACCAAAUGCUGCAGUUUAAGAUCUAUGAUCCCAACCACAGUCGGUAUGAAGUCCCAGUCCCUCUGAACAUCCCUAGGACUCCAUCCAGUACUCUUGACGACCGUCUGUAUGAGGUCCUCAUCAAGGAGAAUCCAUUUGGGAUUCAAAUUCGCCGAAAGAGUACAGGCACUGUAAUCUGGGACUCUCAGCUCCUUGGCUUCACCUUCAAUGACAUGUUCAUCCGCAUCUCCACCCGCCUGCCCUCCACAUACAUCUAUGGCUUUGGGGAAACUGAGCACACAACCUUCAAGAUAGACAUGAAUUGGCAUACAUGGGGCAUGUUUUCCAGGGAUGAACCUCCAGGGUACAAGAAGAAUUCCUAUGGUGUCCACCCUUACUACAUGGGGCUGGAGGAGGACGGCAAUGCCCAUGGAAUCCUCCUGUUGAACAGCAAUGCCAUGGAUGUGACCUUCCAGCCUAUGCCUGCCCUGACAUACCGAACCACAGGGGGCAUUCUAGACUUCUAUGUGUUCUUGGGCCCAACUCCAGAGAUUGUUACUCAGCAGUAUACAGAGUUGAUUGGUCGGCCUGUGAUGGUACCUUACUGGUCCCUGGGAUUCCAGCUGUGUCGCUAUGGAUAUGAGAAUGAUGCUGAGAUUGCCAACUUGUAUGAUGAGAUGGUGGCUAAGCAGAUCCCCUAUGAUGUGCAGUACUCAGACAUUGACUACAUGGAGAGGCAGCUGGACUUCAAGCUCAACCCUAAGUUCUCUGGGUUUCCAGACCUGAUCAAUCGCAUGAGGGGCAAUGGGAUGCGGGUCAUCCUCAUUCUGGACCCAGCCAUUUCUGGCAAUGAGACAGAGCCCUAUCCUGCCUUCACCAGGGGAGUGGAGAAUGACGUCUUCAUCAGAUAUCCCAAUAAUGGAGACAUUGUCUGGGGAAAGGUCUGGCCUGAUUACCCUAAUAUUGUUGUGAACUCCUCUCUGGACUGGGACAGUCAAGUGGAGCAAUACCGAGCCUAUGUGGCCUUCCCUGACUUUUUCCGGAAUUCAACUGCCCUCUGGUGGAAGAAGGAGAUUGAAGAACUCCACAGCAACUCACAGGAUCCUGCAAAGAGCUUGAAGUUUGAUGGCCUGUGGAUUGAUAUGAAUGAACCUUCCAGCUUUGUGAAUGGGGCAGUUCCUUCCGGCUGCAGUGACGCUACUCUGAACCGUCCUCCCUACAUGCCAUAUUUGGAAGCCAGGGAUAGGGGCCUGAGCAGCAAGACCCUGUGCAUGGAGAGUGAGCACAUCCUUCCAGAUGGCUCCCGGGUGCGGCACUAUGAUGUACACAGCCUGUAUGGGUGGUCCCAGACCAGACCCACCUACGAAGCAGUGCAGGAGGUGACAGGAGAGAGAGGGAUUGUCAUCACCCGCUCCACAUUCCCCUCUUCUGGACGCUGGGGAGGACACUGGCUGGGAGACAACACAGCUGCCUGGGACCAGCUGGGGAAAUCCAUCAUUGGCAUGAUGGAUUUCAGCCUCUUUGGCAUAUCCUAUACUGGGUCAGACAUCUGUGGGUUCUUUCAAGAUGCCGAAUAUGAGAUGUGUGUUCGCUGGAUGCAACUGGGCGCCUUUUACCCCUUCUCCAGGAACCACAACACCAUCGGGACCAGGAGACAAGACCCAGUAUCCUGGAAUAAAACCUUUGAGGAUAUUUCCAGAAGCGUGCUGGAGACCAGAUACACCCUGUUGCCAUAUCUCUACACCUUGAUGUACAAGGCCCACACAGAGGGCAGCACAGUCGUGCGGCCUCUUCUCCAUGAAUUUGUGUCAGACCGGGAGACCUGGAGUAUAGACAAACAGUUCCUGCUGGGCCCAGCUUUCCUAGUCAGCCCUGUGCUAGAACCUGAUGCCCGAAACAUCAGAUCAUAUUUCCCCAGAGCCCUCUGGUAUGACUACUACACGGGUGAAAAUAUCAAUUCAACAGGAGAGUGGAGGACCUUACCAGCCCCUCUUGAGCAUAUCAAUCUUCAUGUGCGUGGGGGCUACAUCCUGCCCUGGCAACGACCUGCCCUGAACACUCACUUAAGUCGGAAGAAUCCUCUUGGUCUUAUCAUUGCUCUGGAUGAGAACAAAGAAGCAAGGGGAGAGCUAUUCUGGGAUGAUGGGCAGUCGAAGGAUCUCACAACCAAUAACAUUCUGUGUAAAUUUUCAGUCACUCAAAACCGCUUGGAUGUGAGCACUUCAAAAUCAACCUACACGGACCCUGAUAACUUAGCUUUUCAGGAGAUUAAAAUUUUUGGAACACAGGCACUUUACAAUGUUACAGUGAAACACAAUGGCAUGGUAAAUCAGAUGUCUCCUCAAGUCAGUUAUGAUCCAAACAUGAAGGUUGCAGUUAUUACAGGCAUCCAACUUCUCCUGAAUGAAUCCUAUACAGUGGAGUGGGAUGACAGCAUACGGGAUGAAGAAAAGAUAGAUUGUUAUCCAGAUCAACAUGGGGUUUCUGAAGCAAACUGCACUGCCCGAGGCUGUGUCUGGGAGGUUUCCAACUCUCCUGGGGUCCCCUUUUGCUACUUUGUCAAUGAGCUGUACUCAGUCAGCAAUGUUCAAUAUGACUCCCAUGGGGCUUCAGCCAACAUCUCCUUGAAGGCUUCACCUUAUAGCAAUGCCUUCCCUUCUACACCCGUGAAUGAACUGCAGCUGAAAGUGACCUACCACAAGGACGAAAUGCUUCAGUUUAAGAUCUAUGAUCCAAACCACAGUCGGUAUGAAGUCCCAGUCCCUCUGAACAUCCCCAGCUCUCCAUCCAGUACCCCUAACAACCGCUCGUAUGAUGUGUUCAUCAAGGAGAACCCAUUUGGGAUUGAAAUUCGUCGGAAGGGUACAGGCUCUGUCAUCUGGGACUCUCAGCUCCUUGGCUUCACCUUCAAUGACAUGUUCAUCCGCAUCUCCACCCGCCUGCCCUCCACAUACAUCUAUGGCUUUGGGGAAACUGAGCACACAACUUUCAAGAUAGACAUGAACUGGCAAACAUGGGGCAUGUUUUCCAGGGAUGAGCCCCCAGGGUACAAGAAGAAUUCCUAUGGUGUCCACCCUUACUACAUGGGGCUGGAGGAGGAUGGCAAUGCCCAUGGAAUCUUCCUGAUGAACAGCAAUGCCAUGGACGUGACAUUCCAGCCCAUGCCUGCUCUGACAUACCGCACCACAGGGGGAGUUCUGGAUUUUUUUGUUUUUUUGGGGCCAACUCCUGAGCUUGUCACUCAGCAAUACACAGAGUUGAUUGGUCGGCCUGUGAUGGUACCAUACUGGUCCCUGGGAUUCCAGCUGUGUCGCUAUGGAUAUGAGAAUGAUACUGAGAUCGCCAACCUGUAUGAUGAGAUGGUGGCUAAGAAGAUCCCCUAUGAUGUGCAGUACUCAGACAUUGACUACAUGGAGAGGCAGCUGGACUUCAAGCUCAACCCUAAGUUCUCUGGGUUUCCAGACCUGAUCAAUCGCAUGAAGGACAAUGGAAUGCGGGUCAUCCUCAUUCUGGACCCAGCUAUUUCUGGCAAUGAGACAGAGCCCUACCCUGCCUUCACCAAGGGAGUGGAGAAUGACGUCUUCAUCAGAUAUCCCAAUAAUGGAGACAUUGUCUGGGGAAAGGUCUGGCCUGAUUACCCUAAUAUCACUGUGGACCCAUCUCUAGACUGGGACAGUCAAGUGGAGCAAUACCGAGCUUAUGUGGCCUUUCCAGACUUUUUCCGGAAUUCAACUGCCCUCUGGUGGAAGAAGGAGAUUAAAGAACUCCACAGCAACUCACAGGAUCCUGCAAAGAGCUUGAAGUUUGAUGGCCUGUGGAUUGACAUGAAUGAACCUUCCAGCUUUGUGAAUGGGGCAGUUCCCUCUGGCUGCAGUGAUGCUACUCUGAACCGCCCUCCCUACAUGCCACAUUUGGAAGCCAGGGAUAGGGGCCUGAGCAGCAAGACCCUGUGCAUGGAGAGCGAGCACAUCCUUCCAGAUGGUUCCCGGGUACGGCACUAUGAUGUACACAACCUGUAUGGGUGGUCCCAGACCAGACCCACCUAUGAAGCUAUGCAGGAGGUGACAGGAGAGAGAGGGAUCGUCAUCACCCGCUCCACAUUCCCCUCUUCUGGACGCUGGGGAGGACACUGGCUGGGAGACAACACAGCUGCCUGGGACCAGCUGGGGAAAUCCAUCAUUGGCAUGAUGGAUUUCAGCCUCUUUGGCAUAUCCUAUACUGGGUCAGACAUCUGUGGGUUCUUUCAAGAUGCCGAAUAUGAGAUGUGUGUUCGCUGGAUGCAGCUGGGCGCCUUUUACCCCUUCUCCAGGAACCACAACACCAUCGGGACCAGGAGACAAGACCCCGUAUCCUGGAAUAAAACCUUUGAGGAUAUUUCCAGAAGCGUGCUGGAGACCAGAUACACCCUGUUGCCAUAUCUCUACACCUUGAUGUACAAGGCCCACACAGAGGGCAGCACAGUCGUGCGGCCUCUUCUCCAUGAGUUUGUGUCAGACCGGGAGACCUGGAAUAUAGACAAACAGUUCCUGCUGGGUCCAGCCUUCCUAGUCAGCCCUGUGCUAGAACCUAAUGCCACAACAGUUGCAGCAUAUUUUCCCAAAGCCCGCUGGUAUGACUACUACACGGGCAUAGAUAUCAAUGCAGGGGGAGAGUGGAAGACCUUGCAAGCCCCUCUUGAGUACAUUAAUCUUCAUGUUCGUGGAGGCUACAUUCUGCCAUGGCAGGAGCCUGCCAUGAACACCCAGUUAAGCCGGAAGAAGUCAAUGGGCCUCAAGGCUGCGUUGAAUGAUGAGGGACUUGCAGAAGGCUGGCUCUUCUGGGAUGAUGGAAAAAGCAUCAAUACCACCAAUCAGUACUACUUGGCCAGGUUUUCUGUCAGCCAGAAUACAUUGCAGACACAUGAAAUGUUUAACAACUACAUCACCGGCACAGUACCCUUGUAUCUAGGCUACAUUGAAAUCUGGGGAUUAUCCAGUCCUUCCAUUACCAGUGUGAGGAUCUCUGGGAAAAAUAUUAAUGAAGAAGUCUUAGUUGACUACAACACCACAACCCAGAUAUUACGUGUCAAUGUGACAGACAAAAAUAUCAGCCUGCAUACUUUCCAGUCACUGACGUGGAGCUAGCUCUUCAUAAUGUUUUAAAGCAAGAUACUAUGAACAGAUUUUAAACUACUUAUACUUCACAAUGAUAUAAUUGUUGUAUAUCAUCAAUUGUUUCAUUCCCAGUAUGACUAGGAUAUUUUAUGGUUUUAUUUUGUUAUUUUUUGUGUGUAUAUGACUCCCAAAGAUAAUAUCUCUAAUGUACCUGUGUAAUUAGUGUGGUAUAUAUGGUUCAUUCUAUGACAUUCAUUGAAA
This is a messenger RNA of Rattus rattus (black rat), 11129 nucleotides long. It is a transcript of the gene Mgam, whose product is annotated as maltase-glucoamylase. Bases 51 to 10898 code for a protein of 3615 amino acids. The record is from RefSeq and is a predicted model, not a curated record. Lineage: Eukaryota; Metazoa; Chordata; Mammalia; Rodentia; Muridae. Gene Ontology annotation, biological process: carbohydrate metabolic process. Gene Ontology annotation, molecular function: alpha-1,4-glucosidase activity; carbohydrate binding. The transcript has 94 exons.